This is a messenger RNA of Thamnophis sirtalis, 3132 nucleotides long. The record is from RefSeq and is a predicted model, not a curated record. NCBI's taxonomy places the organism in Eukaryota, Metazoa, Chordata, Lepidosauria, Squamata, Natricidae.
UUGGCAGUGGGCAGAAUUAGCCUGCAAUACUGCAUUCUCACCACUGAGCCAACACAGCUCCAUGUGUAGACAAAAGAACAUUCAAAACAUUCGUUAAAAACAAAAUUGGCAAACAUAGUUGAUAUACAAGAGAUAAAAAACAAAGUUUUUCGGAAACAAAAGGUCUGGCUAAAUAAGUUUGGAAUACCAUCUUUAAUCUGUAAAUUUUAAAAUAUACAGGGGCAAAAAUGAAAUGUCUUAAAUUACAAGGAAUCACAGUUUUUGCUGAAAUAAUGGUUAAAUAUGUGUAUUCUAAGAAUGGGAGUUUGUGAUUAGGAUGUAUAUUAUUAUUAGGAUAUAUCAAAAGGUGAUGUUUAUUUUUUUAUUUGUUUAUUGCUUUAUUUAUCUAUCUAGUUUGUGAACUCAGCCAUAGAGACUUGAAAUGCUGAGCCAGGUUUUAUGUAUGAAGUUUGAAUACAAUGUAGAUUUAUUCCAUAAAUAGUAGUUAUAUUAUUAUGUGGUAUACUGUGUAGACUGGUUUUAAGAGGUCCAAAAUGUAGAUCUUUUGCAAGUGAAAGUUAAUUGAAUAUCUGUUUUUUUUUUUGGCUGUUUUGUUAUAGACAUGAAUAUAUCAGUGGAUACUAUCGAAUUUCUGCAUACUUCUUCUCAAAACUAAUGGCUGAUUUAAUACCCAUGAGGACUUUACCCAGCAUAAUUCUCACCUGCAUAGUUUAUUUCAUGUUAGGCCUGAAACCCACUGUAGAGGCUUUCUUUAUAAUGAUGUUUACUCUGAUGAUGGUGUCAUUCACUGCAACCUCGAUGGCACUUGCUAUUGCUACAGGACACGAUGUGGUGGCUGUCGCCAAUCUUCUGAUGACUAUCAGCUUUGUUUUUAUGAUUGCACUGCAGAUUAAUGAAUUUGUGGGUCUUGACUUCUGCAAUUUCCCUACAAAUGAAGACUCCAAUUGCACAGACUUUAGCACAAUUCAGCCGUGCACUGGAGAACAAUACCUAAAAAGCCAAGGGAUCGAUGCAACUACUUGGGGGUUAUGGCAGAACCAUGUGGCAUUAGGUUGCAUGACCAUCAUUUUCCUUACUAUUUGUUACUUGAAGCUACAUUUCAUGAAAAAGUUCUCCUAAGUCAAUGAAAUUGUCUUGUCUCCAAUCCAGUUAGUCCAAUCUCGAAUAAUGUAAGAAUGAGAAAAAAGACUAUUGUUCUCCUAACUUGAUUCUUUCGAACUUUUCUUCUUGUUUAACCAUCUCACAAACAAGGGGGAAAAAGCCUCAGUCUUCAGCCAAGAUCUUUGCCUUUACAAUACCCUCAGAUGUUAUUUUUGUUGUUUGUCAAGUAGUCUAAAAAAUAAUAAUCAAAUGUCAGUUAUUUCGUGCUUGCAAGUAUGGAGGCUUCCUUUAAUACCAUUUGUUUUAUUUAUAUUUCAAAUUGUUUCUGCAUACUCCUGACAUAGCCCAUGCUGAUUCACAACAUCAAAUGAUAAUAAAAUUAUAUUUAAAUGAAUGGACCCAUCAAUAAAUAGGCAUAAAAUCAAUCAUAUCACAAAUAAAAUUAAUCCUUGACACAAAGAUAAAUAAAUUUUCUAGCAGGGAAUGCUACCAUUUAAAAAUAGUUUUCAGAUUGUUUUUCAAAUAAUCAAAUAUACUGGUACCUUGGUACUCAUUGUUAAUUGGUUUCAGGAGAUGUGAAGAGUAACAAAACUAGUACCAACCAAUUUUUUUUCCUCAUAAGACACCAACAAUUUCUAGCUUGUGUUGAGUACUAAACAACUGAUGAGUACCAGGACAAAAUUUUCAAGCCAAAAUGCAUUGAGUACCAAAUUCGGUAUGAGUUUCAAAACAGUUGAGUACCAAGGUACCACUGUAUGUGCAAUGUAGAGAUAAGAUGUAGCCUGAUUUAGACUAUAAUAAACCUGAAAGCUUGACAGCAAUUCUUUGUUCUCUUGUACAUCAGAGAGACUCUAGGCAAGGCAAUCUUGAGUAACUUUUUUAUACCUUCCUGUUUUCCUAAUGACUGCCAUAUAUUUUCUUCAGUGCUAAUGCCAUACUGCUCUACAAUUGCACAAAAGGUUACCUAAAUAAUUCAAACCAAUCCAAUCCAAUCCAAUUCUUUAUUACAAACCAGUGAGCCAGAUCAAGUAAGUCUUACUAAAUAAAACCUAGAGGAUACAACCCACAAAAUAGGACAUAUAAAAUAAAACAAGGCAUAAAAAGGAACAAGAAUUACAAACAUGCUAGCGCUAUUUUUGCUAUCAACACCAUAUACAUUUUAUUAGUUGCCAUAUAAGCAUGGAAACAUGACAAUUUUGUUUAUUUUAUAGACUAUAAAAUAUUUCUACUUACAACCACUAUUAUGGAUUGUACUUUGUAAUGCGUAGAAUCAGAAUUACCCCUCUAUACACUUAAAACAUGUGAAUAUAUGGGAAAACAUUGUUAUAAAAAUAUGCAUAGUAUGUUGAGAUAAUAGUCAGGUGGUUUCCAAUUCAAAUGAUGAUGCUAUUUAUGCAUACAGCAUAAAAGUUUUAUUCCAGUGUGCUAUUGCAUUUAAGCAUAUUUUGUGGAGUAUUUUUUUCCCUCAUGACCUUUUAAGAAGCCAGUGAUUGAAUUACCAUACCUUAAACUUAAAACAUUGAUAGUUGGGAACUCAUAUGAAUGUAAAAGCACUGCAUUUGAACCUUUAACUUAACAAAAAGUUAAGGAAUACCUGCUUUAUAUCAAAAUAUAUUAAGAGUGUCCAACACCAAUGUCAAUAUAACAGGUACAAAUGAGUGAAUGAAGCUCUCCCCUGUUUUAACAUGUAUACGAUGCAUUCCCCCCCCCUUUUUUUUUUUCAAUUUUGUCCAAUUCUCAGAGAUUGCCUAGAGAAGUCAACAGUUUUCUUGGCAAGAUUUUUUCAGAAGUGAUGUGCUAUUGUCUUCUUCCCAGGGUCGAGAGAAAGUUACUGGCCCAAGAUCAUCCAACUGGCUUUGUGUCCAGCAUUAAGACUAGAACUCAUGGUCCCUCAGAUUUCCAACCUGAUGUCUUAACCACUACACCAAAUUGGCUCUUGCGAUACAUAUAAUAAAUCACUUUCUGACAUUAUUGACAGCCCUGACAUACACAUCAACAUUGAUAUAAAGUUAUGAUUAAAAUGGAUAGUAA